GCCAGCGUCCUACCAGCCACCCGCCCCCGCCGACCAGCCUGCCGCCAGAGUAGCAGGACUAGGAUCGGAUCGGCGAUGAUGUGGGGUGUCGCCGCCGCCGUCGCGUCCGCGGCUGCCGUCGCCGUGGCCUCCGGCGCCGAGCUCCUCGCGUGCGACUGCGCCCCGACGGUGCCGGCUGCCACCGUCGUCGUCGGCAGAUGCGAUAGCUUCCUCUUCCGGAAACAGAAAUCUUCGCCGUCAACGGGGGAGGACCGCGCGGAAGAGAAGAAGUUCGCGCCGCGGUUCGACGGGCUGCGCUUCAUCGAGACGCUCGUCACGGCGCACCGCUGAGGAGAUCGCCGGUAAGCUCGGCCGACCGGCCGGGUCACGCCCAGCCGGGCUCUGUUUCUUAGGAGGAGAAUUCUUUCCCAUCGUCUUCCUGCAAUUUGGGGAAGAGGCUAGCGGCUACGCGAUUAAUUCGGCUAUUGGUGGCAAAUAUGCUGCCAAAAUUUUGGUACUAGAACAAAUUGAGGCUUUUGAUUUUCUUUCUUCCCUUUUCCCCUGAUGAUGAUUAUCAUAUUAUUGAUGAGUGAUGCGACCGAAUUGGAACCGUGAAAUGGCAUGUCAUGAUUGUA
Molecule: messenger RNA, 614 nt
Organism: Lolium rigidum
Lineage: Eukaryota; Viridiplantae; Streptophyta; Magnoliopsida; Poales; Poaceae
Exons: 2
Coding region: 76-330 (84 amino acids)
Source: RefSeq, a predicted model, not a curated record